Molecule: messenger RNA, 1298 nt
Organism: Cotesia glomerata
Lineage: Eukaryota; Metazoa; Arthropoda; Insecta; Hymenoptera; Braconidae
Exons: 7
Coding region: 4-1077 (357 amino acids)
Molecular function (GO): DNA binding
Source: RefSeq, a predicted model, not a curated record
AAAAUGCCAAUAACAAUGUACGCAUUGAUAAAAUGGGUCGGAGGACAUAAUGAUGGCCAACACAGCGUUGGCAUCGAUACUUCACGGAUAAAAGAUUUUGAUUACGACAAAUUUAAAGAUGAUGCCGAGAAUCUUGAUAAAGUUUUUGUCAUUGAGUGGCAUGAGACGAGAAAUGAACCGCUUGGUGGAUGGCCAUGCUUUAAUGGUAUAAUUGUAGCAGUAUCAGAUUCCAUUCGAGUUUUGAAUAAGAAACUAGAUAUUUUUAGUGGAAUCAAAUCGCCAUUAAAAAUUAUUUCUCAUGACAAUGGUAACGUUAGAACUGAUGAAAAGCGUUCAGAAAAUCAGGAUUACCAAGCAAAUAAUGGAUCUGUGGCCAAAAAAAUUUGUUUUGACAACUCUUCUGUAGAGAUUAUUGAUGGCAAGGAAGAAGUUGAGAUAAUAAAUGAUGCUGAGAAAAAGCUUCAGGAACCUGAGAUAAUUAUUGAUGCUGAAAAAAAAAAAAAAGAAAAAGAACCGAUAGAAACUGUUGAACUUGAUAAUGAUGGUGUUCCUGGAGCCUUAUUACAAACUUUUGUGACAAAAUCAGAUUUAAAACAAAUUAUGUCAGAGAUUUUAUCAAAGCAGUCAGGAUUUCAAGGUCACUCGAGUCAAGAUACUGGAUCACAAUGUAACAAUAAUGAAAUAAAAAAAUCGAAUUCUCAUGACGUUGGCAAUCAAGAUGAUGAAACUGAUGAUCGACAAGAACUUGGAACUAAGGGAAGUGGAGUUUUUAUUACCUUGGAACAGUGGAAUGCUGUCAAAAAGAAAGCUACUUACACAUCAAUGGCAUUAGGACUAUUGGUGGCUGUAUUUGAUUCAAAUACUUUACUUAAAAGUAAUUAUAAAGGAGGGAAAAGUAAAAUUAAAAGCGAAGAAAAUGUUCAGUACACUGCAUUGGAUUCUAAAAAAAUAGAUGCAAUUAAAGAAACUGUGAGGCGCAAAUUUAAAAAUACCUUCGAUGAAGUAAAAUUUGGAACUGCAAUAAACAACAAAUUGGCUGGGAUGAGAAGAGAAGCUCGGAAGCAUAAUGUAAUUUAACAAUCAAUAAUUAAUUAUUAUGAGUAGUACGUGAGCAUUUUUGUAUAUUAAUAGGUCUAAAUUUUACUUAAUUUAUUUUGGAGAAAAAACAUGAUAAAGACAAAGAGAAUGAUGCUUCAGGGACAUCUCAAUAAUUUUGAACUAUAAUCAAUGAAGCACGGCACACUUUAAGCACAUUGAUAUUUUUUUUUACUUUAUAUUGAUAGAUAUUAACAUUUAUG